AAAACCGUUCAGAUAAAGAAUAUGCAGCUCAUAAACAAAAACAAAAAGAAUUAAAAGAAAGCUAUCUAUAUUUAAAAACAUGGAUUGUUACUGAAGAGCUAUUUAAGAAACAUAAAGGGCUUGACCUUGUUAAUUUUAAUAAUCAGCAUCAUCCAUUAUCUGAAAUUCCUCAAUUUAAAGUUUUAAGAGAGGAAACUUUUGAUACUUUUAAAAAGAUGAUUGCUGCAAAAUUUAAAAUUCCUGUCAACCAAAUAAGAUUCUGGAUUUUUGCAACUCGACAAAAUAAAACUAUUAGACCACAUGAACUUAUAAUCGAUGAUUAUCUGGAAUUCACAAUGGAAAAUACUAAAACAAUAAUGGGGUAUGAUAAACUAAAAUUGUAUAUGGAAAUAUUCGAGAAACCAAUAAAUUCCGAAAAAGUAUUUCCACAGAAUAAUGAAUCUUCAAUUAUUGUUUUUAUUAAAUACUUUGAUCCAGAUACGCAGUCAUUAGAAAGCAUUGGUCAGAUGUAUGUUAAGGAAGAAGGUAUGGUUGAUGAAAUCUUUCCUAUUCUUCGUGAGAAAAAAUGUCUCCCUCCAGACACACCUCUAGUUGUAUAUGAGGAAAUAAAACCAGAUAGAAUUGAUAGGAUGUAUCCAGUAUUUACUUUCAAACAAUCAGAAAUAAUAAAUGGCGAUAUAAUAUGUUUUCAAAAAAAGUUGAUGGCUAAAGAGAUUCAUGAACACAUUUCUGCGGGCCGUUUCCAUAGUAUUCCACAAUUUUAUGAAUCAUUAUCAAAUAAUAUUGUCGUUCGAUUCAAGUCGAAAUUCGGAUAUCGUGAUCCGGUUCCUGAGUUUAGUUUAGUUUUAAAUAAAAAUAUGGCAUAUGAAGUUGUUGUUAACCAAGUCGCUGCUUAUCUUAAUGUCGAUCCUUUAAAGUUGCGUUUAUCUUUAUAUUAUAUUGAUAUUGAUAAAAUGAAAUUAUCAGAGAUGCAUCAGUAUUCAACAAAUCUGUAUUAUGAAGUUCUUGACUUUAAUAGCUAG
Molecule: messenger RNA, 1022 nt
Organism: Racocetra persica
Lineage: Eukaryota; Fungi; Glomeromycota; Glomeromycetes; Diversisporales; Gigasporaceae
Source: the annotation of a GenBank genome assembly